This is a messenger RNA of Gasterosteus aculeatus aculeatus (three-spined stickleback), 2008 nucleotides long. The record is from RefSeq and is a predicted model, not a curated record. Lineage: Eukaryota; Metazoa; Chordata; Actinopteri; Perciformes; Gasterosteidae.
CAUAUAAAUACAGUGAGAUAUAAGAAGCCAGCUACACUUUGCUCCUUAUCAACCAGGCUCGAUCGGAGAUAUUUAUCCAAACCGAAAGAUGACAGGAUCUCAUUUCUGUAAGUGCACCACAUUGGAUUUUUUUUCCUGUUGUCAUGACACUGGCGCAAACCUAUAAGACUCAUGUGCUGAAGGCGCUUUUUUUGUCCCGUCUUGCAGACUUCGCCAGUUGUGUGCUGCUGCUGACCCUGAGCUGGCGCACAUCUAGCGGACUCCCGCUGAGCGCACGGGGCGCGCAGGAGUGCGGAGACUGCGCUCUGCUCCUCAGGGAACUCCUGCAGAGUAUCCCGAAGCUUCUCAGCAGCGAUGUUUUGUUUUAUGGCAUCAAUCUCAAUCGAUCCGAUUGGCUUAAAAUGCCGGUUAGGGAAGAUGAGACGACACUGGCCUGCGCCCCCACUUUGACUCAGGGCUCAAGCUGCACGAUGCAAAGAAAUUCAUCUUUCAGUGAGAGCGAAUGUCUGAGCAACAUCGGAAAGGACUUGGCAUUUUAUGCUGCUGCCCUGAAGUCCUACCGCAAAUUACAGCUCAGGAAACAAGAGGAAGAAGUUUCACUUCUUAGCCCGACUCUGGAAAUAAUACAGUGCCUGUGGGAGACCUGCCCACUGAUGCAGAAUGGAGAGAACUACUUCUCAGAGGAGGCUGCCCGGUUGUGGGAAAGGAACCCCUUCAGUGACAGGCUGCAGAUGCAUAAGAUAAUGUUGGGCUUCUAUGUCCGAACCAUCACCAUCAACCGUGCAAUGGGUUACAUCGCCUCAGGAGACCACAGGAAGUAAACAACCUGCAACCUGAUAACCGCCAUCCCCAUCGUUCCAACCACAAUGUCUCCACUUCAUUUAUCACAACUGCAGGAGCCUUUCUAGUUAUUUGCUGACCAAGUAUAUUGCUGUACACUGCACAUGCUGCAGAACACUAUUUAUUUGAGAUUUAUUUAUUACAUUUAUUUAUUUAUUUAUUCAUUUGAAGUGCCUAUAUUGUGUUAUUUAUUGGUAUUUGUAAUGAAGUAUUUUUUUAGUAUGAAGUGCUGAAGUGGAAGUGAUAUUUGUAUGGAACUGGGUGCAAAUGAAAAUGGAACAUAAAUUAAGUACAAAGACACUUGCUCUUGUUUUUUUAAGAGUUAACAGUUGCUUAAUUACACAAUUCUUUGACGAGACACUGGAAACAAUAGCAAAGAAAUGCAGGCCGGAUAUUUGGUGGCAACUGCUCAAAGCGGGCGUAACUUUCCUUCCCUUUCACCUGUCAAAAGAUUGAAGACACAAAGCUUCCAGCUGUUCAAACAACAUUCAAACUGAAGGAAAGUACUCAACAUUUGCUGUGAGUGUAGCCGCUGAGCCCAUGUUCCAUGUUUUAAGUAUCAUCAUUAACCAAUUCAUGGCUUACAUCUCCUCAGGAGACCACAGGGAGUAAACCUGCUGCAACCUUAUUAUAUAAUAAUAUAUUAUAUAUAAUAUAUAUAUAUAUAUAUAACAAAAAACACCAUAUUUCCAUUUUAUUUCAUCACAACUCAAAAGGUUUUAUUCAGUCAACGUUUGCUUAUUACAAUUAUUCCACAAUUCCUUGUAGAGACUCACACAUGAUAGAAAUAACUGAUUUUUGGUGGUAAGUUGUUUGAGGGAAGAAACCCUCUUCUCUAAAUGUAAACAUUACCGCUUCAUAUCGGCACGGAAGACAGAGAUGUCUAGAAUCAGUGUCACACGAAAAUGUGUUAAAUGUUUGCAAAUGCAUCAGAGUUUUUUGUGUGAAAUAAACCUUAAAAACAUGAAAAAAAAAAGAAUAGAACACAGGUAGAAAAGUUCAACUCAAACCUGCAUCCAAAUGCUGGCAAAAUGUUUGUAUACAACAUUUAUAGUAAAACAAGUUGUGUGUUUGUGUCACUGGGCGGAAGUCAAUCAAAAUGCAAGUUAAGAUGAACAUAAUUAAGGACCUCUAGCAACUCCUUUAGCUUCCGAGUUGUCAAAAAAAA